AUGAAGGAAGAGUCGACCGGGUGCCAAGGCCAGCUGCCUGGGGCAUGGUUCUACGAGAUGGGUGAUGACGCCUCCGCUUCACCCACCUUCGAUCUGGAGGAGAUGGGUCCUUUUCGGGGCAUUCUCAGCUCAAGGAAUUGCUCGGAGAGCGUCGAGGUACCCAGCAGUGAGCAUGUGGCCGAAAUCGUCGGCAGACAAGAGGAUCGCUGGCGUGUGCGAUCGAAUGUCUCGUAUGACAUUAGGAAUAAAUAUUUACGCGGACAGAUGGUGGGAAAUAGUAUUUGCGAUGUAGAUGAGGCUGGCGGAGGCAUGGGAUUACGCUAUGUGACUGACCACCCGUUGACCAUAUCGAUCACUGUUGGUGGUCUGAUAUUCAUCCAUAUAUAG
Messenger RNA from Strongylus vulgaris, 387 nucleotides. The record is from the annotation of a GenBank genome assembly. NCBI's taxonomy places the organism in Eukaryota, Metazoa, Nematoda, Chromadorea, Rhabditida, Strongylidae.